AUGCCAGCGUUUUCAUUGUGUGUCGAACCUAGAAUCGGCAGUUCGCUCUUCCUGCCCACCGGUGUUCCCACCAGCAUCCUUCAAGUCGCAUUCAAUGCGGAGGCGUCAGCAAUCGAAGGCAUCAAGCAGAACUUUCCGCCGUCCGGGAACGCGGUCGGUACCGCUGACACGGGGUGCGGACCCGGCGUGACGUACCCGUCUAACUGA
Molecule: messenger RNA, 207 nt
Organism: Klebsormidium nitens
Lineage: Eukaryota; Viridiplantae; Streptophyta; Klebsormidiophyceae; Klebsormidiales; Klebsormidiaceae
Source: the annotation of a GenBank genome assembly